Notodromas monacha is the source of this 930-nucleotide messenger RNA. Lineage: Eukaryota; Metazoa; Arthropoda; Ostracoda; Podocopida; Cyprididae. The record is from the annotation of a GenBank genome assembly.
UUGUUUGUCAUUCCAGGAAAGCUGUGAAGCUGAUCCUUUCAUUGUGAAGUUUUAAUUUUGCCUUUUUAAGUUUUACCCGAACUCAGUUCUGUUGAUCUCAAUAAUUGGAUGGUUGAAAAGCGCGCGCGAUCAAUUGGCGGCGCUAUGGCUGAUGUAGAAGAAGAAUACAACAUCAAGUGGAACAAUCACAGUCACGAGGCGUUGUACGUCGUGAACCAGUUGCGCUCUUACGAGGCAUUUGCGGAUGUCCUUCUUUUCUGUGAGGGAACAUGCUUUAAAGCAAACCGGAUGAUACUCGCCGCGUGUUCCGGUUACUUCCAACAAAUCUUCAUCGAAAUGCAAUCGCAAACGGGCUUCAAGUCCCAAGCAGUUGUAGCCAUGCGAGAAACUCGCCCUGAUCUCCUCCAGCUUGCACUUGACUUCAUGUACCAAGGAGAAGUUCUCGUGCCAAGUGCCAGUUUGCAAGACUUCAUGGACUUCGCGGAAGAUAUGCAAAUCCGCGGUUUGCGUCGAGAUCCGGGUCUGCCGAAUGCCACGCAGAACUCCGUUGAGCGCAAUAACAACAUGAAUACCUCGUCUUUACCCGCGACUACUACUACUACGACUACUACUACUCGAACUACGAAUGGUCCGACUGCUGUCGUUCCUCAAGCCAAGAAAAUCCGAACUCAAGAACAAGCUUCCACUGCAAAUGCGGCGAUUAUUGCAAAUGAAACUCAGAAGGAAGACAUGAGCGAGGAGGAGUUCGAGGACGAAUCCUUCAUGAAUAUGAAAGAUGAAUUCAUGCCGGAAGCCGAGUUUAAACAUGAUACCACAACAGCGCCAGCAUUUGUACCUCCGGACAUCUCUACAGAGGGCGUGUAUCGGGGAAAGUGCUCGUUAGGUACAAUCAUCGUCAAUUCAGUGAUGCAUUCGGAGCACGGCUGUUGA